CGAAUGCGCGUAUAUACAUCCGUAAAUACGCGGACCAGUAAGCAUGCAUAUGCAUACAACAAAGAGGCACAUGUAUAUGACACGAAUAUAAUAAACAUGCAUAGAUGCACACACACGCACGUACAUACACACACAGUCGUACACAAUCAUAUACGCACGCACACAUAUAUUUAUUUAUAUGUACAGACAUACUUGUCUAGACGUUUCUUUCUAUAAGCAUGGAGCAUUGGUAACUAGAUGAAAUUACUUUUAGAGGAUUCUUACAAAUUAAUUUAUUUGAAAUGAUGAAGAAAAUAUUAGAACAACGAGAAGCUCAUUAUUCUUCAAUUUUUAAUUAUUUUUUUUGUUUAUGUUUCCGCUAGUUGAACUCACUCUGUAGGAAGAAUGUUGACGGCAUAGUUAUACUUCUCCCUUAUACGAUAUAAAGUCUACCUUUUAAUGGUAAGGAAGGAAAAGAAAAAAACUGGGGUUAAUUUAUAUUUCAUAUCGUGUAGUAAAUAGAUAAACAGCUGAUUGGUUUUAUCUUAUACAUACAUACAUACAUACAUACAUGUGUGUACAUAUAUAUAUUCAUAUAUAUAUAAGUAGGAAAUCCACACUUCACACAGGCACACACAUAUAAAUAUAUACAUAUUUAUAUAUGGACGUAUAUGUGCAUCUACAUAUAUGCAGAACCAAUUUUACUUUUAAACAUAUUCCAUAAAGUGUACAGUAGAAAUAAUUGCAGACGUGAAUCUGCGCUCACUCUUUAUAUUUCGCUGUUUUAUAAACAAUAACUACGUUCCGAGUACAAACUGCAGUUAGUAAAUGCAAAAGAGAAGAUUAAAGGCACGGAUUAUCCCUAAGGAUUAUCUACUAAGGAUUACUUAAAAAUAUAUAAGGUCUGUGGUGAAUAUCAUUUUGAACUCUAUAUACUUUACAAUGUUUUCGGAUAUACGCAUUUUUCUACGAGAUCGAGACAAUCAAAGAUAUGAUCAAAUUUACGGAAUAGAAAUUAAUUUUCCCUUGUAAUGUUAAGAGCUUUGUGAUUAUGAGUUUGUCUUUACUGGUAGAGUCCUUUGUUAAAAACAAAUCGCAAUGACUUCUAACCGAGGCAAUUCGCAGGCAAGACAUUUUUCCACUGGUGGUAAUUCUGCUAUCGAUUACCUCACUGUUCCUGAUCAUGAUCUGCAGCUGAUACCACCACAAAGUCCAGGUAGUUUGUCUGUUCCAAGUUCCUGGAAUCGCAAUACAGCAGCUGAAGAAUGGCGACGUGCAAGCAGUACAGCUUCGUCAAUAUUCGAUUUAUCAACUGAAGCGGAACAGUUAGAACGGGCUUUGCAGGAAAAUGAUAUCUUGUCACUGACGAAGAUUCUCAAAUUACACCAUACCAAAUUUCCAGUAACAAUAAAUAGUGAUAACUUUACUGAACGAGGCAGUUGUGAUUCUUAUAGUCAGCGGAUCAGUCAAGGAAGCCAAAACUACGUUGAACGAAAUGACAGAAGAGAAAGUGUUGUAACGGAUAUAAGUGAUGUUCCGGCAAUAUUUCGUACAUCACUUCAUGUUGCCGUACAAAAUGAUUCAGUUGAUGUCUUGAAAAUUCUAUUAAAAUGUGGCAUUGAUCCAAAUAUGCCGAACCAGUUUUGUUACAGUGCAUCACGGAAAAAUAGUAUCAUCACUGAAACAUCUUACCCUGUCAAUAAAGAAGAUGUGGAAACCAAAUUUGUAGCCAGCGUUAAGCAGGACAAUAAAACAUCUAAUUAUCAGGCGGCUGCUUCUUCGACCAAACUGCAGGUGGCUUCGCUUAUAAAUGAAUCUCGCCAACACCAACAAUCGAGAAACUUGUGUUCUACUCCAGCGAAACACGAGAUCUUAUUUGAAUUUUCUUUCAACUACAGUCAAGAUGAAUUGUUCAACUUACCAGUACUCUACUUGGCUAUUGUCAAUGCGAACGCACCAGCAGUUGAUCUUCUCUUAAAAUAUAACGCUAACCCGAACAUUCAAGAUCGACAUGGCGUCACUCCGUUGCAUCUUGCAUCCUGUGCCGACUUUUAUAAUGAGAAGUGUAUUCGCCAUUUGAUGAAACACGGCGCCAAAAUACAUAUGCAAACGUUCUUUGGUGUGUCAGCAUGUAAUAUUCGGCCGACUCUUGACAAAGAGCAACUAGAUGUUAUAAAAGAGAUGAUGAAACUGGAAAUUUCAACAAAAUGUCAAUCUAAAAUUUACAACAUGGGAGUUAGCCAAGAUUCGUCAACUUCUUCAAGUGGAGUUUCUCGAUUUUUCAAGAGACUUAAUAGUGAGAAAUUAAAAUUCAAAGAUAGACGCGUUGCUUUAACGGAAAGCUUUAUUGAGUCGGAUUUAGCCGAAAGAACAUCGACCAGUUCCUACCGAAGCGCGCGAAGCAGACAGCAGUCAAAUCGUUUCAGCAUUACUGAUGACACGGAAACAGACAUAUCAAUGUACGACGCUGUAUCAGUACAGGACAACAAUUCAGUAUCUCGCGCCAAAAUGAGUUUACGCAAAAAUGAAAGAUCGAAACAGAGACUAUCUGGAGUUCAAGAAAACCAAGAUAAAACAGCUUGCGAAGAUACUGAAAGAUCGUUGGGUGCUCUAAAAAAGUUAGCCUGCAAUCCAGAAUGUCUUUCAGCUCUUUUGGAUGGACUUGGAUCAUACCUGAAGACUGUCAUAGGGAUUGUUGACCAGAUAGAAUGUUCAGGAGUCGAAAAGGCUAUCAAUGAAUUGUUCAACCAAAUUAUACGGACCUGCUGUGAACAACUGGAAGGCGCCCAAUCCGACGAUGAAAAACAUUCUCUGUUCCUGGAAUUAACUAAACUGUUAGGAAUUGGUUUUGAUCUCCUGCGGGGGAAGCAAUCUUUACAUUUUACGGCUUUAAGUACUAUUAACCGAAUCCUUGAUUUAUGCAUUUAUCAUAGGAAUUAUGAAAUUGGCUCUUUAACAGACAGCAUAGAAAACAUUGCUGCUUGUCCGAAUGCAAACAUUGAUAAUAACACUAACCGUGGGUUAUCAAUGCGUAAAGAACCAAUUACUCAAAAGACAUCACUCGAUGAGACAUCGAAUCUUAGUCGUAAACCAUCAUCAAGUUCGAAGAAAUUUGUCCUCAAGGAACAAAGUUAUAAUGAUCGCCUACAAGAAGAGGAUGAUUUACGCAUACCUAUAAUGCCGUUAAAUCGAACUCCAUUAGAAAUUCUGACCAAUUCUGACCCCAGUCAGAUUCUAAGUGUAUUACACAAUAAUAUCACAAUGCAUAAACGCAUAAUAGGAACUCGGCAAAAGUGCUCACCUAGCACGAGGCGACGGCAAUGUACACAUCACUGCCUACAAAUUUUAAGUGCGCGAAUUCUUGUCGUAAUGUGUCAUGGAGCUAACGUCCAACAUAGAGUUGUUGCUGAUGGCCACGUAAAGACGUUGGUCGAAGCCUUGGAUCCUAACAACGAUCCACACUUGCUGUGUCUCUUGUUACAAGCCCUGGCAUGUAUUGCUAUGAACCCAAACUAUCAUCCAGUUCUCAGCGAAGCGGAUAUCGCAGAUAUGUUAAUGCAGCUUCUUCUGCCUUCCGAUGAAUGGUACUAUACCAACCACAGCACCAAGUAUGCCAAAUACGUGAAAUACAACGCUGCGCGAAUUUUAGUUUACAUGGGUCUGCUUCAUAAGCUUGGUGGACGAGUCGAUCUUUUCGACCGGAAACCAUUUCAAGAGACAGUGAGUAAUGCUGUACUACAGGUUCACUCUCCCGAAGAUAGUUUCAUCGGAUUAAUGGCAAUGGGACGAAUUGUUGUCAUCAAUAAAAGCAAUCGCCUCGAAGCAGCGUCUCUUGAAGGACUUGUUGCAGAACUCAUUGAGGAAGCUGUAAAAGAAGAGAAUGAGUGUAUGCAGCCUCCAGCAAUUCAUCUCUCCAGUUCAGUUCAAAGUUUGUGUGAUGUUAUUGAACCAGCCGUCGAUUCAUGUUCACCCUACAAAGUCUCUCCACUUAUUUCUCCAGCAAGUUCAGUGUCUUUUCUUGCAGAUAAUAAUACAAAAACAUUCCGAGAAUUUUUACUCAGUGCUCUCCCUAUGCUUGUCCAUCCAGUUAUCAUAUUACGCCUUUUAGCUCAUAAACUAUUUGGAAAUAUGGUGAAACGAAAAACCCUUUCAUCAGAUUGUAAAUUAAAACCACCAAAAGUUCUCCCAAUGGAAAUUUGCCCACCUAGAGACAACUUAAGAGAAAAUAUGGGAGAGACAAAUGGAGAUGGUAACAAAGAAUCUCUGCCCAAAAGGCGGAAAAUUAACCUUCAUGUACAAAUAACAAAUUCACAAGAAGAGAACAACAUCGCCAAUAACUCACUCAAGGUAUGUGAAAGGGACUUAGCACGACCAAAUACAUUGCAAAUAAAAAACGGUACAACCAAGUCUGCCUUGAGAGUGAUUAGCGAGAGUUUGGUCACUCCUUUGGAUCUGAAUAUAACUGCCUCUCCAUGUAGUUUAGAUAGCAAUCAUGGCACUCCAGAUGGUGACGCGUCAAAAACAUCCAGAAAGCUAUUUCGUUGGCCAAGUAAAAAACGUCUUUCAAAAUCCAAUGUUAAUGUUUCAGUGACACACAGAGAUAGUGUGUGUAGUCAGUUAAGUCAAGUUAGUUCUAAGCCAUCUUCGAUUUCUUCCACUCCUGAUAUAGACAUAGCUGCAUUCCAACGAGAGCUUAUCAACUUACCUACAUUUGUAAUGGAUACUGCAAUGUCAGACAUUUCCCCAGUGUUUUCUCGAUCCAGUUCUGUCCCCGAAAAUCUGUCAUGCCGUGUAGUUAGCAGCUCAUCAGUAGAAGACACUCUUUAUUCAAUCACUACUGAUAAUUUUGCUUCGGAUAAUGCUUUAUGUAACAAAGCCAUUUUACCCAGUGGCCAAGUGCUUGAUUCACUUUGUAAAUCGACUUCAGCUGUGACCAUAACUGCAACAAAUAUGGGCUCCGGCAUGAUAACAAAUACAGAUGAAGACUUUGCAGACACGUCCCUUACGAAUAUUGUGGUUCGAUUCGAGCCUCCAUCGUCACCCUUGGGUUCAAGUUCAAGCCAAAGUCCGCAUACAUUUUGUGACUUAUUUACUCCUAGAAACUCUGUUGCAAAUAGGGAUGACAAAAUAAAUUUAUCAAGCCAAAUGUCCACGGAUAAUAAUUCAGCGGUGAUUGAGAAAUUCAUUGGUCAGUCAAGUAACAGUCCAGAAUCAGAUAUCAUUCCAUCUUUCAUGAAUAUCAACGGCAAUAUACAGAUGUCUACACCUAUGAGAAAUUUACUAAAUGAGAUUCCUUAUGAUCAUCGAGGUGUUCUCAAAGUCAUGAAUACGUGGGUUAGCGUGUGUAAGACUGAUCUUGAGAGUGGUUCCCUUGUGAUCCACGAAAUGCGCGAUUUCCUUAAUAAGCUGUCAGUGUUAGGACAUGAUUACAAAGCAUGGUGCCAUCAGAUAAGCAAUUUACUACAACUCGAGGAACGAACCAUCACAAAGACUUCCAAAGACGAUUCCGAAGAUAAUGAGAAUUGCCAUUUGCAAUACAAAAGACUGCAACAGAUGGUUGUAUGCGGCGAGCUUCCAUGCACUAAAGAUGAAUCAGCAAUAUUCGCUGGUAUUCAACUUCACAUUGAAGAAGCCUGGCCUGAGGAAAAUACAAGUUCAGCAUUGGACCCAAGUGGAUUAUACAAUCAUGUCUCAUACAAAGUGCCUUGCAAACAUCCAGCAAAAGCGGCGACACCAGCAGCAGCAGCAGCAGCAGCUCCUGUUAUUUCCGAUGAUAGUGGACACCACACUGUUCAUACAUCCGUGGACAAGGAACAUCAGGAAAACCUGCGCAAGAAAAAAGAGUUGAUACGUACGAAUAAAACCAAGAAGGUGCCAAGCAAUCGAAGACGCGGUCGGCUAGUCAAGCAUCUGAUGUGCUUCAGUGACUAUGAAUAUAACUCAAUCAGUGCUGUCUGUUUAGAAGAUUAUCUACCUCCAGAGUACACUACAUCAAGGAAAAUUCGAGAACUUAUUCAGGAUAAACAGAAAAAGUUGUGGCAUACGCCAUAUUAUGACAAUGAAAUCAAACUGAAACAACUUUAUAUCAAAAUCUGCAAAAACCUACCUGCCUAUGGAUGCAAACUAUAUCAGGUGAAAGAAAAUCUCAGAGGGAAUACGCAGAAAAAGGAAACGAAUCAGGGCUCAUGUUGUAAGGAUCCUGUAUGUUGUCUAAUUGUCACAGAUGCUGUAGCUAGACAGAAUGACACAAAGGUAUCCAGGUUACUGGGUAUAACGCAUGAAAAGAUCAUUUUACUUGACCACAAGAGUAAGGCAUUAGUAAAAUCAGAAUACAUCGGUGAUUUGCAAGAGUGGUAUACUGGAGAAGAUCGAGCCCAUGGUGGACUAGUACUGGAGUUUCGAGGUGCUAAACCAUGGAUACUGACAACACCUUCGGUUGAAAAUCUGAAGUAUGUAGCUGCAGCUCUUUGGGAAGCCAUGGAUAUUGAGGGCCGUUUCCUUACAUCUAGUGGUUUACGAAGAAACAGUUUAGAUUUUGAUUAUAGCCGGCGGCACUUUGUGAUGCAAUCAGAUAUAGGAACAAAUUAUAUAUAUACUGAAGAACUUCUAUUAAUCCAAAAAAUUCUUCAUUUUCCUGAAGAAGUAGCUUUAUCGUUAACAGAGACGGAAUAUGAGUUAUUCAAUCGAAUACCUCCUGCACAAUACAUACGUCAAGUUAGUCUUGACCUUAUCAGACCAAUAACAAAUAAAAAACAAGUAUCAGUUGAGAAUCUUCUUCAAAGAUUUGGAGAGGUCAGCAGUUGGAUUACCCAUUUAAUCAUUACCCAACCAACACAUGAUGACAGAAAAGCCAUACUAUCCUGUAUCCUCAGAUUAGCUUCAUAUUGUCUUAUUAUUGGAAACUUCAACUCUGCCAUUGAAAUUGUAACUGGCCUUAAAUCUGAUAAGCUGAAACCAUUUUGGUUAAAUUUGAGUGAAAAUGAAAGGAGGAGUUUCCAAUCCUUAUCAGAGCUAUUAUUGUCUGCUGAACCAAGCAGAGAAUUUCGGGAAGCAGUCAACAGGUCCUUAGAUAUUCCAGACUGUAAAGUAGUGCCUUUUAUUGGAGGAUUUCUCAGGAAUCUACGAGCUGUAUUUGUUGGUGUACCGAGUAUUAUUGUAUUGGCUUCUGAAGAAAAUCAACCAUUGGAGUUUGCUCCCGAUUACAAUGGGGAAGAUCGAUACAUGACCAGAAUAGGGGUCGGUGGACUUAUGAACCUCCACAAGUUAAAAGAAGCUCAUACAAUCAUGAAUGACAUUUGCCUUUUCCAUCAUCAUGCAAUCGUACAAAAAGCACAAAACCAAAUUUCCAGUGAUCAUAAAUCCAAUGUUAUGACCAACACUGCAAAUUUAACAAAUAAAACCAAUGUUGAUGAAGCAGAAGAGAAAGUUGCUGAAGAGAAGUGUGAGGUUCCCCAUGAAUUUAGCCAUGGAAAUGAAGAUGAUGAAGACAGUGACAGUGAUUAUGACCUUGAUCUUGAUUCUUACCAACCAAUUUGUCCUAUCAAUAAUGAUCAUGAGGUCAGUUUACUGACGCCCAAAAUCUCUAAUGUCAGUCUGCAUCAGUUACAGUGUAUGCAUCAUGGAAGUACAAUGGUGAGGCAUGAACUUGAUACAAACCGUUCUGUUGUUGUUUGUCUCAAACUUGAAAGUGACAAUAGAACACUUACUUGGCAGAAACCUUCCUGGAGUGCUCUGAGAGGGAGCCCUUCUCCACCAGAUUACACUCUGAAAUCAGACUUUGAUUUAUCUUCAUCUAAUACAAUAUCUCUACGUUAUAAUACAGACGAUGAUGUGAUGGAAGGACUUGAAGAAGGUUUCAUUGAUAUAAAUAUCAUAAAAGAUGUGUAUUUGGGUGCUGAUAUUGCUGAUUUUGCAGCUAUUGGUAAACGAUAUGGUUUAGGUAAUUUUGUGCCAGAGAAAAAUUGCCUUUGUCUAGUUUAUGGCUAUAAUAUAACGGAAAACAAACUGAUUUAUUUCAUAGCACCAGAUAUGGUGGCCAAAAUAUGGUUUCAAGGUUUACAGAGUCUUGUGAAAGCAGCAACUAAAGUCAAGAACCAAACUGACAAAAGAGGUCAGUGGCUAAAGACACAGUACCUUCAGCUGUAUUAUGAGAAUGAUAAAUGCCAGGGACCAACACCAGCAGAAGCAAUAAGGACAUUCGGUGGCAGGCGAUGGUCAAGUGGUACCCAGAAUGUGAACAAUUCUGUUGAAACUCAAGUAACUUCAAAGAAAGGAACUCAAGGAUUUGGUGGACCAAUAAUUUUCAAAAAAAAACAUAGUUCAGGAAUUGCUUCCUCCAAAGAUAUCAGUCCCAAAGGUUCAAGCAGCUCCAGCACAUUUAGUAGUUGUGAGUCAACAUCAAAAGCUACUUACAGCCAUCAGCAAACUCCUAGCCCAACCCGUAAAUCAAAAUCUGAACCCAGUAAAAACUUCUUGAAUGACCCAGUGAUAAACCAAAUUCAAACAACCAACUAUUUGCCAGGCUUUAGAUCAAGGAAUAUUACAUACAGCUUUACAGAGCAUUACCAUUCCAGGCGACGGAAACGAUCGCUCAAUGCUGGCAGAUGUCUUCCCUCUUCUGAAAGUAGAUCAAUCGCUAUCACACAUUCAACACAAUUGUCUUUCUUGGAUUUUGUGGAUUUAUUCAAAGCAUUUGAGUUACGCUGUCGUAAGGAUUUAAAAGAUUUAUUUGAACAGUUUGCCAUUACCAAAACACUUGCAGAGAUUGAAGAAACAGUUUCCUAUGACUAUCACAUGUACAAACCAUCAACUAAAGACAUGGGUCUUGUAACGAGGGUAAAUACAUUUGAUCUUGGCUUAGAACAACAACAGCGACGGAAAAUUUGUGAUGCAAUUGCAGCAGCUAGUAUUGUGCAUAAUUGUGCAGGAGUUGAUACAACUCAGAACAGGUUCAUGGGAAUGCAACAGUUUCAACAUUUCCUGGAAGAUUAUCAAGAAGAAAGUGUGGAUAAUGAAAGAAUUUAUCAGCUGAUUCAGCUUCAUGAACCUAAUCCAAUUCCACGAGAACAUGGAUAUCUUUCAUUUGAAGGCUUUGCCAGGUAUCUGAUGGAUAAAGAGAACUAUGCAUACAUAAACGAAAAACUAAAGUGCCGAAAAGAGGAUAUGGAUCACCCAUUGUCUCAUUACUAUAUAGCAUCUUCACAUAACACAUACCUAACUGGUCAUCAACUCAAAGGAGAAUCAUCAGUAGAACUGUAUAGUCAAAUACUCCUAAUGGGUUGCCGAUGUGUAGAACUUGACUGUUGGGAUGGAGAUGAUGGAAUGCCAAUUAUAUAUCACGGACAUACACUCACUACAAAGAUCUCAUUUAAGGCAGUUGUAGAGGCUAUCAACAGAGCAGCAUUUGUUAAUUCCCCAUAUCCUAUAAUCUUGUCCAUAGAAAACCAUUGCUCAAUACCACAACAACAAAAAAUGGCACAAAUAUUUGUUUCCACAUUCGGUGAUAAACUGGUAACAAAAUAUCUGUUUGACAGUGACUUCAGUGAUGAUCCUCAACUACCAUCUCCAAAUCAACUCAAGUACAAAAUUUUAAUAAAAAACAAAAAAUUAAAAGAUUUUGAUAAUCAAACUACAAUUAAAAAAGUUUGUACCCAUUCUCGAACAAGCAGUAUGAUCUCUUCUGAAAGUGCUUCAAUUAAUUUUGAAGAGGAUGACGAUGAAGAUGAUGAUGAAGAUGAUGAUGUUGCUGAUGGCUGCCAGCUCUAUCGGAAACAAUUUGAGAAAGAUAUGCGACGUUCAGUUGACAGCCAAGGAAGUCAAACACCAGAACAAGAUGAAAAAUCAAAACAUACUCGGUUAAGAGCUGAUUCUUUUGGAGAUAUUUCCAGACAAGGAAUACCUCGAAGUUCGUCAUUUGGAGAGAAGAACCGUCCUAAAACACAACCUGACCUUGAUUGGCCAAUUGAGGACGAUAUGCCUGAAGCAAAAGUCAUAUUGAAGUCAAAACAGAAAAAGGACAGUCAAAUCGCCAAAGAACUCUCUGAUUUAGUCGUCUACACACAAGCAGUUAAAUUUAGAAGUUUAUCAGUGAGUCCAAGUACGUCCGUAAAACAAAAAAAAAUAUCAUCAAAAAAAGGCAUUCUAUCUUCCAGUCACAGUGGAUCUCCUGGUUCUUCAGCAAGCAUGAGCACAGUUACAGAGAAAUCGGAAUUGAACAUUACACCUGCAAUGAUGAGGUCACGUCGAGGAGAUCAAACGCCACCUGCUUACCUUCUGUCAUCAAUGAAUGAGAACAAAUCCAAAGCAUUGUGUCGGCGCUGUCCAAAUGGAUUGAUUACUCAUACAGAGAAACAACUGAUGAGAACGUAUCCGGCUGGAGUAAGAAUAGAUUCUUCCAAUUUUAACCCAAUGCAGUUUUGGAUAUUUGGAAUCCAAAUGGUAGCACUUAAUUACCAAACUGAAGAUACAGCCAUGGCACUGAAUACGACAUUGUUUGAACAGAAUAGAAAAUGUGGACUAGUAUUGAAACCUGAAGUUAUGUGGGAUAAGAAUCAUGUAAUGUACACACGAUUCAGUCCAUUUGAUAAAGAAUUUGAUGGGAUUCAUGCAACGGUGCUCACACUUCAUUUGAUCUCAGGUCAGUAUGUAAAUCCAAGUCUGAGUGCCCACACACAAGUGGAAGUAGAAAUCAUUGGUAUUCCUGUUGACUGUACAAAACACAAAACCAAAGUUAUACAACGUAAUGCCUUAAACCCUAUAUGGAAUGAUGUCUUCAAUUUUCAGAUUAUGUUUGUUGAUCUGGCAUUCAUCCGUUUCCUCGUCAUUGACACCAGUACUGGCCAUAUGGUCCUGCAGCGAAUAAUUCCACUCAAACAUUUGCGUCCUGGAUAUCGACAUGUUCGGUUACGCAAUCCUCUAAAUCAGCCAACUGAACUAGCAACUUUAUUCAUUUAUUCUAAAUUGGAAGAAGACCAACUGGAUCAGUGCAACAACAUAGACCUUAAUGCUGAUAUUCUUGGCAAACGGCGGUCGCUUCUAGCGAAAGUCAAAGACUUUUCUGAUGUCUCCAAAGUUGAUGCUGGGAAAGAUUUAUCUACGAACAUUGUCACUACAGUUGGUAAACAGAAACGGAGAAUGUUUAUUGUCACCAUAUUCGGCCUCAGCACGCCAGAUGACUAUGUAAUUUUAAAGAUCUCCCAAGAUACAUCCGUCUGUGAUGCUAUUGCAUUGGCUUUACUAAAGGCAGGGAAAAGUGAAGAAAAAGUUGCAAAUUAUGUCUUGGUUGAAGAAGUUCAAAGUGGUUGGGAGAGAAAAGACCAGGAAAAGCCUUGUACUCAGAGAAUUCUGGAUAUGUCUGAAAAACUACUAGCAUCUCAAAAUAAAUGGAAGGGAUCAGGCAAAUUUAUCCUUCGAAAAAUGAGUGAUGACCCAAGUAGUCGUGCUUGGAUGACCACCAUGUUAACAAAUGAACAAAAGAAAAAAAUGGACUCAACUGAUGAUGACUCAGCAGUUUGGGAUUCAGAAGAGAAUAUGUUUUUAGUAUGUGUAUAUAAUGUCUCACCAGAUCAGCCCUAUACAGUAUUUAAAGCGCCAGUAUCUAGUACAGCUCAAGAUAUAAUCACUCAGGCUAUGAUGAAAUCUCGGCGCAUCAAUAUGUGUGAUCCACGGGAUUUUGUUCUUGUACAAGAAUUGGAAGUAUUGUUCACAUCAGACACAGCUAGCAGUCAGAGAAACAGUCGGACAGUACAGAAAUGUGAACGGCACGUAUUAAGCAAUGAAGAUAAUGUAUAUCAAGCUCAAAAUGAAUGGAAAACAUUUGGGAAAUUCAUUCUUCUGCACAGAAAUAAAGUGGAUGAUGAAUUUGAGUUAUGUGAUAAUAAGAAAAAGAAGGGUUCCAACUAUAUGGGAUCACUUUCUAGAGGAACAGCUAAUAUAGCUAAGAAAAUUGGUUCUAAACGAUCAGGUCGUGCAGCAUCCUCAUUUGAUCAUUCUUCUCUAAACAGUUCUGAUGAAUCUCUUCAGAAAAUAACUCGAUGGCCAUCCCCUUGUACAGGUGAUGGGAGCAAUUUUGGCGGUGCUGCUGAACUCAGUGGGAGUGGUUCCUCUUUAGAGAAGCGUUCAAGCCAUUCUGUUUCCCGCUUCAAAAAGAUCUCCAACAAACUCAACUUGAAAUUUAAAUGAAAGCUUCAUCUAGAAUACAAAAAUCCCAACUAUGAUAACAGAGACAAAGCUGAUGGUGAUGACUGCGAUGGAGAUGUCAAAGAUGAUGGUGAAAAUGUCGCUGAUUAUGAUUAAUGACAAUGAAAUUGAUGAAUACAUAACAAUAAUAAUGGCUUCAUUAAAAGGAGACAUUUCAAAGUAUAUUUCCCAAUAUAUUGUCACAGACAUACCAGCUUGUAUUUAUUUUGAUUUCAUCUACAUGUACAUACAGAGAUACAUACAUGCAUAUAUGUUGAUGGAUGUGUGCAAGUGUGUUUAUGUAUAUGUGUGUAAUGUCUAAACAAGUUGGUACGCAUUACUAAUCCUAUGCAAAGGAAGUGGUUUAUUUCCCACAAAUACACCAAUGCUACUACUACUAAUACUACUUAGUAAGAGUAGCAGUAUGACUACUAUAAAUACUACUAUUAGUACAAUUAUUGUUACUAACCACAACCAUUACUAUGACCAACAGAAACACAAGUUCCACCACCAGAUUUUUGUCUUCAGUUGUGGUCAUUUUCAUAUAGCUAAAAUUGGAAAAAAAAUAAUAAUAAUAAAAAUCAGAAAAAAAAAAAAAUUUUUCUUUACUAAUGUUCAAAAACACGUUGAAAUGUUAUUAAUAAAGUGAAUAUAAUUUUUUUUCAAAUUUUCCACCUAAAAUGAACAAUACUACUAAAAGCUGUUCAGUGGGAAAAUGGUGUGCUAAAUCCAUUCCAUGAAAUCAUGUAAAUCAUGAGAAAGAAAUGAAGAGACUGUGGAUAUUGUUUGAUAUUCAGAUAAUCCAGUGAACUGCACAGAGUAACAGGGGUUAAAGAUAAUAUAUGUGCAGUGAUAAUGAACAUUAUUUGUUACAUGGGAAAGAGCUAAAAUAAUAUAUUGUGUGUGUGUGUGUAUUUAUAUAUAUACACAUGCACACAUACAAUAAAUCAUAUAUAUAUAUAUAUAUAUAUAUAUAUAUAUAUAUAUACAUACAUGUGUAUGCACAUAUAUAUACAUGUUUAUGUGCAUAUAUAUAUGUAUUUAUAUAUAAUGUACAUGGAUGUGAACAUGUGUAUGUGUGUAUACUAUAUAUAUAUAUGCAUUACAUAUAUAUGUAUAUAUACAUACAUACAUACAUACAUACAAGCACACACAUAAAAACACAGCUCAUUGUAAAUAAUUUAUAUGUACACAUGAUAAAUGCAUAUAUGAUAUAUCAGUAUUAGCUAGAAAUAUAUCAAUAAUUAUGGUUUUUCUUAUGAAUAUAUGUGUAUUCAUAUAUUUGUAUGUUCGUUUGUAUAUCUAUCUCUAUAUAUACACACAUAAGGCAUUGUUUUGUAUAUAUACAUAUAUAUAUAACAAGCACAUACAUAUCUGCAUAUACAUGCACACAGACACACACAUUUUGCAUAUUGCAUGAAACAAAAGAAAAAUGAAAGCUAAAGAAAACAAAAAUAGAACAAAAUUGACAGCUGUUUGCAAAAACAAAAAUCAUGUAAAUGUACUUACCUUUUAACUAUUUUUAAAAGUAAUCCAUUACUAUCAAUAUUGAUCUUUUCAAAUCACCCGUAUAGAACCAAGUGAAAUGAUUUUUAUUUUGUUUUAUUCUAUCUAUUUUUUUUUUUCUGAUUGCAACAAAGCUCAUUGGAACCACCAUACUCAGCCACAUACACCAUAACAGCUACACAGCAAUAUAUAUAAAUAAACCCUAAAUAUAUAUAUUGAUCUUAUCUAAAUUUUUAAGAAUAUAUAGAAACCAAAUUUCUUGGAUUUUAUUGAUAAAAUCAAUAAAUUUAUUUGUGUUAAUAUCAAGAAAUUAAAUCAAACGAAAUUAAAUUAUUAAUGAUGUAUGUGAAAGAGUCUGCCAACUAACUGGUGUUUACUGACAAAUAAUAGAAUGCUGGCUCUUCUGGAAUAUCUAAUUAAGUAUGGCAUGUAGCUAGAAAAAUAUCCAUCUGUUGUAUUUCUAGCAUUAUACAUGUGUGUCUUCAUAAAGGUAUUCCCAGGGUCCAUCAUCAAUAUUUACAGAGUGCUCAAUUUAAAUGGUGAUGAUAAUGAUCAUGAUGAGAUAUAAUGAUGAAAAUAAAGGGUUCUCAUAUUGAAUCAAGGCCACAUAUUUGUAGCAGAAGGGGUAUAGGAAAUUGAAUGAUCUGAUCUCCCACUACCACUCCAGUUCAUGUUUCAUAUAUAUUUUUAAUCAAAUGUCAAAGAAUUACAAAGUCAUCCUCAACGGGAUUUGAACUCAGAAAAUAAGGGCAAAAUUAAAUACUUUAAGGCAUUUAGUCUGGUGCUUUACCAUUUCUGCUACUGCCAUAAUCAUUUAAAAUUAAGAGAAAUAAUAUAAAUAAUUAUGAAAGUUAUAAAAACUAUUUUUACUUUUAACUAUUUUUGUUUUGCCUAUUCCUUUCAUAUCAAUAAUAUCUUUAAUAAAGAUAAAAAUUUAUUGUUUAAAUUAGGUUUGGAGUACAGUAGAUUAAAUCAAAUCUAGUACAUUAUUAAUGGUUAUUUUAUCAACCCUUGACAGAUGAAAUGUAAAAGUCACUUUGGGAGGAUUUGAACUCUGAACAAUUAAUGACAAAAUAAUACCAUUAAGUCAAAGCAGAGAAUGACAAUAGAUUAUAUUUGGUCUUGUGCUUUACUGUUUCCACCAUUCCUAUAAUUAUGUUAGUAAUAGUAACAAUGAUAAUGCUAAUAAAUUAAAUGGAGGUAGACAUAAACUGUCACCCAGUUUAACACCAUCACAUGGUUCUAGGGUUCAAUCUCGUUGUACUGCACCUUGAGCAGGUAUUUGCUAUAGUAGGUCCAGGCUGAUUAAUACCUUGUAAAUGGAAAUUUGAUUGCUGGAAACUUUGCUGAAGCUCAGUGUGUGUGUGUGUGUGUGUGUUUAUGUUUUGCAACCUAGUGGCUGCACAAAUAGAAAUUGAUAAGAUAAAUACCAGACUGAAAUAAUGUACCAGAUUUGAUACAAACUCUUGUAGGUAGUCCCCCAACAUAGCCACAGUCCAAUGAACAAAGCCAUUAAAAAAUAAUGGCAUAAAAAGAAUAUUGCAAAACUUUUAUUUCUAAAGAUUCAGUUUAUAUUCUUAUCUAAUUAACAACUUUUAAAAAUGAUAAUAUUAGCUGCUUGUGAUAUAGUUUAUGCCCCUUAAAAUGUGAAAUGCAUUUUAUUUUGGUAAUAUAAUAUAUAGUUGGAAUGAACCCAUAGGAAUAAGAGGUAAGAUCUCAAUGUGUGACAUCAUUUCAAUUUCCAUUUGAAAAUAAUUCACCUCACUGGCACUGCUUAUGUCCUAAAAAGACCCUUGCCUUCACAUCAAACUACCCCGCUCCUUGUUCUCCCUACCCCCACCCUCCAUCCUUGAGGCCUUGAGUUUGUUUACAAUGUCAAUAUUGAAUCUAGUUGAAAUUAACCAUCACGUUUGCUGCCUGCUUUAUAUCAACAUCUUUCCCUUGGAUUUCAUCCCCUGCACUUUUUUUCUGCAGCUGUCAACUUGGAACUGUCCAAAAAGAAUGUUAUUGGCUUGAUGUCAUUGGUUGUGGAGGUCUGCAAUGAUCAUGGGAACAGUUCCUUCCUUCAGACCAAAACUAAUAAGAAACACAAAAAAAAACCCAAAAAAAAUAUACAAACAAAGGGUUUACAAAAUAAGACGAACCUGAAUAAAUAUAACUCUGGACUUUGAAUAGUUAUAAAAUAAUGUUUCAAGAAAUAUAAGCUAGCUUCCAUCCUUGAGAUAUGUGCUACAUUCUUUUCACUGCUGAGUGGAUAGUGUUAAGAAUGGUAUCAAGCUGUAGCAAGUCAUUUCAAUAAAGCGAAAAUCUCAAAAACCUUUCAAAAUCUAUUCCAACCAUAACAUGGAAAAAUGGAAAGAAAAUAAAUAAGGGUUUCGUUUAGCUUGCUGUACAUUAAUAAUUUGAUAAGGUUUCUAAGAAACUUUUUAAUAUAAAUGUCCCUUUUCAGACAGAAGAUUUUAUUGAAAGUAAAUUGAUAGACCUCUUUCAUGCUAAUUAACCAGUAGUGGCAUAUAUAGAUUCUGCUCUUAUGUAAAAGACAUCAAAAGAACUGUGACAGCUUGUCAUGGCACAUCUUUAUUAAUAAAGUCCCUGCUUCUUUGACUGGCUAAUGUUAAAGAUAGAACUUGUAAGUCUAAUUAUACUAGUCUUUGUAUAUAAUAUCAGAUGCUUCCCAACAGAUGAAAGAUGGAGCUAUUAAUUGCAUUAGCAUAAAUUGUCUCUUCUAAGAGUUGGAAGCUAAUAACUGAUUUACUUAUACGUAGGCAAAAAACUGAUUCCAGAGUAAGGUAGCAUGCACAUUGUUUUGGAGACCUUCUUUGAAUGUAUCUUCCAUAACUAAUUUAAAUGGCAUUUAAUAUAAAUAAUUCACUGACUAAAUUGGUAUGUGAAAUACAAUCAAUAUUUUGCAUGUGUCCUUCAAGUUGUUAUUUGCUUUAUCUGCAAAUAGUUCCUUUCUGAACAUAAUUUCUGCUGUAAAUGUCAUAUAUCAACUAAGAUUGUUUGUUGUAUCUGUAGCAAGUGAAGCUCUGAGCUUACACUGUUCCAACUGCAUUGUCUUGUGAUAUAUUCUUAUAUUAAUUUCAUGUAGUUUAAAACUUGCAGAGAUUUUGGGCCACCUAGGCUUCAGACUUUAGGUUUCCAAUUCUUUUAUUUUCAUUUUACUGCUUUCGAUCAUUGGACUGCAGCCAUGCAGUAGUGGCACCACACUAAAGGGUUUUAAUCAUUUAUAUCACUCCUAAUUUGUUGUAUUUCACUUUUCCCAUAAAAUAAAAAUGACUAAAUGGGCAGUGACAAAGGGAGAUAAUUAGAUAUUUAAAAUAAUCAUGGAAUUCGAGAGCUUAUAAGUAUCCAUCUAAUUCCUUAUGAUCAAGGGCAGAUUCAAGAUCCCAUUCAGAUGGAUCCAUUAUAUUUAUUUGCAAUAGUUUUACAGAAUAUGUACUAUUAAAAUUAUCUCAAGCUACCAAUGGAAUAUAUAUGAACAAAAGCUAAUGAAUUUAGCUCUAUUUCUCAUUAUUGUGAUAGAGAGCUACAUCAGCUUGCAAUGAAGGCUGUGAAGGCACAAGAAGUAAAACUGUUUAGAUUGCCAAACCAAAAAGUUAUAUACCAUUGUGAGAAAGUAUAAAUACUAAAAAUAACUCUUAUUUGCACUUCUAAUCAUAAUCAUAUAAAAAAAAGUUUGUAAGUAAAUAAAAUGAAACAGAAUUUUAACUUAUAAGUUUGGCUUUUGCUUUAAAAUAAUUAGUAAUGAAGUCACUAACAUACUUCACACUAUGAGCCACAAAAUUUAAAUUGAAAUAACAUCUAUAUUGAAAGGAACAAAAAUCAUCUACACGAUCAACUCUGAUAAAGAUAGAAAAGGAAGACAACCACUGGAAUUUAAAUUAAUUAAAAAUACAAUGCAGUGGGAAGCGUGUCUGAUCUUUUGACAGUAUGGUGACAACUCCGGACAUGUUUCAGUCAUAUUAGGCCUCAUUAGUGAAGCAUAGUCUAAUCAUUUGAAAAUAAUUGAACGUAUGUUUGUGUGAGUAAAAUCAAAAAAAGGAUGUCUAUGUAAACUAAAGAACAAUGCUUAGUCUAGAUGCAAAACAUUCACACUGAAUCCUUAUGACACUAUAAAUGAAUUUGACUUUUUAAAGUAUUUUGAAUCUCCAAUUAUCUAAAUAAGAAUAAGAACACACACAAAUACCCAAAGACACAAAUAGGUUUUCAUAUACACAAACAUACUCUCUCCUCUUUUUCCUCACUCUUAAACUCAAUCUUUCAUAAAUAUGAGAAUAAAAGACAUAAAAGAGGGAAAGGAUUUUUUUUAUGGGUGGUAUGGUUAGAGGUCAGCUCCUAGCAAGUUGAGUCGACAAAAUCAGUUUCAGUUCCUGAUAGAAGCCAUUCCUAUUUCAUUUAUGCUGCAUUUAUGAUCAUAACAUACCCUCAUCUUAUCCUACACAUUUUGUGGUCUUCAACUUACAUAAGCCAAAAGCUACAAAGAAACUAAAAGUGAAUGAUU
This is a messenger RNA of Octopus bimaculoides (California two-spot octopus), 18166 nucleotides long. RefSeq names its product 1-phosphatidylinositol 4,5-bisphosphate phosphodiesterase epsilon-1. The record is from RefSeq and is a predicted model, not a curated record. Gene Ontology annotation, molecular function: protein binding; guanyl-nucleotide exchange factor activity; phosphatidylinositol-4,5-bisphosphate phospholipase C activity. NCBI's taxonomy places the organism in Eukaryota, Metazoa, Mollusca, Cephalopoda, Octopoda, Octopodidae. Gene Ontology annotation, biological process: Ras protein signal transduction; release of sequestered calcium ion into cytosol; phosphatidylinositol metabolic process.